UAAUGACGUCUAAUAAUAAUAACGGCAAAAGUGCAUGUGAGAUUGGUACUUUAGAAAUGCCACCCCUUGAGGGGCUCUUUACCGCCGUAGCUGCCUUUCAACAGAAUUAUGGACAGAUUCAUCCCUAUCUGGCUGUUGGCCUUUGUAUUGCCGGUACUAUAAUGAACUUAGUGACAGUUUUGGUGCUAACCAGGCCAUCUAUGCGUUCCCCAGUCAACGUUCUUUUAUGCGCAGUGGCUUGUUGCGAUAUACUCGUUGAAGUCUCUUACCUCAUUUUUGUUUUACAUUUUUUAUUGGCUUCAGCAGAUCGUUGUGAACCUUCAGAUUUUAGUUGGUGCUGGGCUGUUUUUAUGAUGUUUCAUGCACAUGCUUCUGUUAUUUUUCACGCUGCAAGUAUUUGGAUGCUUGUAGUUAUGGCUCAACUAAGAGUUUUAACUAUUAGAAGAGCCACGAAAGGGCCAACAACUCCAUUAAUAACAGAACGCUUUACUGCAUUAAUUGCUUUACUCACAACCAUUACAAUGACAAUUGUAAAUAUUCCAAAUUUUUUGACAUUUGAGAUAAUGGAAGAACAAGCAAGCGUUAUUCUUCCAUGUUGGCAACCUUCUACUAAUUAUUUAACGACUGUGCCUUCAAAUUAUAAUACUGGCAUUGAAGGAUUUAUAAAUAUUACUUCACCAAUAAAUAAUACAAAUAAAAUUAGAAGACAUAGACUAAAACGUUUUCAACGAGAACUACCAACUUUAAUUGGAAAUGACCAUUAUAAUAAUUUAACUAAAACGACACAACCUCCCACAAUUUUUAAUAAUGAACCAAUAGUUUAUACAGUUCGUCCACACGAAAGUGAUUGUAUGAAUCUUAAAUUAGCUUUUUGGACAAACGGAAUUUUAUUUAAAGUAAUUCCCUGUAUUUUACUUACAUUUUCUAUUGCUGCUUUACUAAGAAUUAUUGCGGAUGUUGCACAUAAAAGAAAGAAUCUGGCACAAGUUAUGCGCAAAAAAGUUCCAAAAGAUCAUACAACUCCAAUGCUUGCUGCAAUUUUAACAAUUUUUCUUUUGGCUGAAUUACCUCAAGGUCUUUUACACGUUUUGAAUGGAAUAUUUUCUUCUGAGUCUUUUCAUAAACGUGUGUAUUUGCCUUUGGGUGAUUUAAUGGAUCUUCUUUCUCUCUUAAAUUCGGCUGUUGGAUUUUUAAUUUAUGUUGGAAUGUCAAGGAAAUUUCGAACAGUUUUCCUGCAAAUACUCUUUUCAGUUUUGCAUUUUAUAUUGAGGUAA
Meloidogyne enterolobii is the source of this 1274-nucleotide messenger RNA. The record is from the annotation of a GenBank genome assembly. Lineage: Eukaryota; Metazoa; Nematoda; Chromadorea; Rhabditida; Meloidogynidae.